Saccostrea cuccullata (small rock oyster) is the source of this 416-nucleotide messenger RNA. Its product is annotated as erythroid differentiation-related factor 1-like. The annotation marks the transcript as partial. NCBI's taxonomy places the organism in Eukaryota, Metazoa, Mollusca, Bivalvia, Ostreida, Ostreidae. The record is from RefSeq and is a predicted model, not a curated record. The transcript has 5 exons. Gene Ontology annotation, biological process: positive regulation of DNA-templated transcription.
GUUUUGCAAUGGCAAACAAUGCAUUAGACCUUACAGGAGAAGUUGAUGUGAUCUCACAAGCUAAGAAUAUCAAGAAACUGCUGAAGAUGCCGUUUUCGUCCAAAUCCCAGAUCAGUAUGAUGGUUCACAAGGUAGACAACUCUCUUCUGAUUGAUGACUUUGAUAUCCACAAAAACCUACUGAGAAAACAGAAGGAUGACUGGAAAUGGUUGAGAGAAUUUUACUUGGAGUCAGUAAAGAAAGACAUGCAGGUGAAAUGUGUGCCAAAGAAAAAGAAGACCAGAGACUAUCUCCAGAAUAAGAACAUGCUUUCCAAGUUUCUGUACAGAAGUGUACAAGAAGCUUUGAAUUCAGGAGAAUCGCUGCCAGUUUCAACAUUAAACAGAGAUGUUAGUGAGCAGGACGAUUUUUCAGAA